AUGUUGCGGCCAAAAGCGUUGACGCAAGUUCUCAGCCAGGCAAAUACAAGCGGGGUACAAAGCACACUGUAAGUAUCUAGUGGCAGAGGCACGUGAAUAUAGCGUUAUUUUCUGCUAGCUAGCUAAGUUAGCUAAUGAGUUGUUCUUAAGAAGACUUGUAACGACAGCUACCUACAUGUAGGUAAGUCUUAGCUAACACUCUGCCUGGCUAACGUAUUUACAUGUUCUCCCCGCAGAUUGUUAAACAAUGAGGGGUCUCUUUUGGCUUACUCUGGCUAUGGGGACACUGACGCUCGAGUGACCGCUGCAAUCGCAAGCAACAUCUGGGCGGCCUAUGACAAGAAUGGGCAUCAAGCUUUCAACGAAGACAAACUCAAAUUUAUUCUGAUGGAUUGCAUGGUUAGAGAGCUUGGACUAUAUUGUCUAGUUACUAUGCAUGAACCAAAUGUUUGUUACAUCAUUCUGCCUUACAUUGGUUAUCCAUUGAGUAUCACAGUCACCAGAGGCUCCAGAGAAAAUCUGUUGUAUGCCCUAUAACGUCAGUUAAAAAGUGGUAGAAAAUGACCUAGGCUAGUUGGCACCUUGGCAAGUUGUAUUACCAUCAAAGGUCAAUUGAAAUAUAAUGUGCAUGCAUUUUUAUCAAUUCCUUUUUUAUCUUCUCUUUGCAGGAAGGCAGGGUGGCCAUCACACGGGUAGCUAACCUACUCCUGUGCAUGUAUGCCAAAGAGACUGUGGGCUUUGGAAUGCUUAAAGCCAAGGUGAGGAGGAAUACUUUGAGUGCGGAUGGCAUUGGUGUACGAAUUGUGUUGUGAGGUGCUGUAUUUGAAACUACAAAACACUAUUGACUAAUUCCGGAAGAGACCAAGCAUGUCUGUCCUUUAAAGAGCCAUGAGCACAGACCAUGUCUGCAUACCACACUAAGCAUAUUUCUCCUGUCUGUGUGGUAUUUUUUAGGCUGAAGCGCUGGUACUGUACCUGGAGGAACCUUUAACCCAAGUUGCUGCAUCAUAG
Molecule: messenger RNA, 1011 nt
Organism: Coregonus sp. 'balchen'
Lineage: Eukaryota; Metazoa; Chordata; Actinopteri; Salmoniformes; Salmonidae
Source: the annotation of a GenBank genome assembly